Molecule: messenger RNA, 4089 nt
Organism: Mastomys coucha (southern multimammate mouse)
Lineage: Eukaryota; Metazoa; Chordata; Mammalia; Rodentia; Muridae
Gene: Apba2
Product: amyloid beta precursor protein binding family A member 2
Exons: 15
Coding region: 461-2713 (750 amino acids)
Biological process (GO): chemical synaptic transmission
Cellular component (GO): dendritic spine; cytoplasm; plasma membrane
Molecular function (GO): protein binding; amyloid-beta binding
Source: RefSeq, a predicted model, not a curated record
GGGCGGUGCGGGUGCGGGUGCGGGUGCUCCCGGGCCGCGCCGCGUGCGCCCGGUAGAGGCGGCCCUGCGUGCCGUGCGCGGCGUCCGGGGCGCGCCCGCCGCUAUCCAGCUUCCCGGGCUCAUUAGCAGUCUCCGUGUGCGGCUCGGCGCGGGCUCACAAAGAGCUGCGGCGGCGCCCGGCUCUCGGCCUCGCCGACCCAGUCGGGGGCGGCGGCGCAUCGCGCAACCCGCGCGGGCGCAGUUCUCUGGAUAUUGAGGCACUGCUGAAGCUCAGCCAGGUGACACCCCCUCCAUCCCCAACCGUCGGUGGUAGACUUUCCUGCAGACAGGGACAGGGAGAGCCAUCCUGUGUGUUGGAGACUGCCGGAAGACUGGAUCACCAGGGGAGCUCUCAGGACAUUAUCACAGCACUCAUUUCUGUGGCUGCUUCCAGGUAACAAUGGCUGUGUGAGUGUCUGCCAUGGCCCACCGCAAGCGCCAGAGCACAGCAAGCAACAUGCUGGACCACAGGGCCAGGCCAGGUCCUAUCCCCCAUGACCAGGAGCCUGAGAGCGAGGAUACAGAACUGCCUCUGGAGAGCUACGUACCCACAGGCCUGGAGCUGGGCACUCUGAGGCCAGAGAGCCCCACGCCUGAGGAACAGGAGUGCCACAACCAUAGCCCUGAUGGGGACUCCAGCUCUGACUAUGUGAACAACACAUCUGAGGAGGAGGACUAUGACGAAGGCCUCCCUGAGGAGGAGGAGGGCGUUACCUACUACAUCCGCUACUGUCCUGAGGAUGACAGCUACCUGGAGGGCAUGGACUGUAAUGGGGAGGAAUACAUAGCCCAUGGUGCACAUCCUGUGGACACCGAUGAGUGUCAGGAGGCAGUGGAGGACUGGACGGACUCAGUGAGCCCUCACGCUCAUAGCCAUGGGGCUGAAGACAGCCAGGAGUACCCAGACAGCCACCUGCCUAUCCCAGAGGAUGACCCUACUGUCCUGGAGGUCCAUGACCAGGAAGAAGAUGAGCACUACUGUUCCAGCAAGGAGAGCUACCAGGACUAUUACCCCACAGAGACCAAUGGGAACACAGGUGGCGCUUCUCCCUAUCGUAUGAGGCGUGGGGAUGGGGACCUAGAGGAGCAGGAGGAAGACAUCGACCAGAUAGUGGCUGAGAUCAAGAUGAGCCUGAGCAUGACCAGUAUUACCAGUGCCAGCGAGGCCAGCCCUGAGCACAUGCCUGAGCUGGAUCCCGGGGAUUCCACUGAGACCUGUCCACCCAUUGACACUGGCCAUGGACCCAGUAGGCAAGAAGCAAGGCCCAAGUCACUGAACCUUCCCCCUGAGGUUAAGCACCCUGGAGACCCCCAGAGAGGACUCAAGACCAAGACCAGGACCCCAGAGGAGAGGCCAAAGUGGUCCCAAGAGCAGGUUUGCAAUGGCUUGGAGCAGCCAAGGAAGCAGCAGCGUUCUGAUCUCAAUGGACCCACUGACAACAACAACAUCCCAGAGACAAAGAAGGUGGCAUCAUUUCCAAGCUUUGUGGCUGUUCCAGGGCCCUGUGAGCCAGAGGACCUCAUCGAUGGAAUCAUCUUUGCAGCCAACUACCUGGGCUCCACCCAGCUGCUCUCUGAGCGCAACCCCUCCAAAAACAUCCGAAUGAUGCAGGCUCAAGAAGCUGUCAGCAGGGUCAAGAGGAUGCAGAAGGCUGCUAAGAUCAAGAAAAAAGCGAAUUCUGAAGGUGAUGCUCAGACGCUGACAGAAGUAGACCUCUUCAUUUCUACCCAGAGGAUCAAAGUCUUAAAUGCUGACACGCAGGAAACCAUGAUGGACCAUGCCUUGCGCACCAUCUCCUACAUUGCAGACAUCGGGAACAUCGUGGUUCUGAUGGCUAGGCGCCGCAUGCCCAGGUCAGCCUCUCAGGACUGCAUCGAGACCACACCUGGGGCCCAGGAGGGAAAGAAGCAGUACAAGAUGAUCUGUCACGUGUUCGAGUCAGAGGAUGCCCAGCUGAUAGCCCAGUCAAUUGGGCAGGCCUUCAGUGUGGCCUACCAGGAGUUCCUGAGGGCCAAUGGCAUCAACCCCGAAGACCUGAGCCAGAAGGAAUACAGCGACAUCAUAAAUACCCAGGAGAUGUAUAAUGAUGACCUCAUCCACUUCUCAAACUCCGAGAACUGCAAGGAGCUGCAGCUGGAGAAGCACAAGGGUGAGAUUUUGGGUGUGGUAGUCGUGGAAUCAGGCUGGGGCUCCAUCCUGCCCACCGUGAUCCUGGCGAACAUGAUGAAUGGUGGUCCAGCGGCUCGCUCGGGGAAGCUGAGCAUUGGGGACCAGAUCAUGUCCAUCAAUGGCACCAGCCUGGUAGGGCUGCCCCUUGCUACCUGCCAGGGCAUCAUCAAGGGCCUGAAGAACCAAACACAGGUAAAGCUCAACAUUGUCAGCUGUCCCCCGGUCACCACAGUCCUCAUCAAGCGUCCGGACCUCAAGUACCAGCUGGGCUUCAGCGUGCAAAAUGGAAUCAUCUGCAGCCUCAUGAGAGGGGGUAUUGCAGAGCGAGGUGGUGUCCGAGUCGGCCACCGUAUCAUCGAGAUCAACGGACAGAGUGUGGUAGCCACAGCCCAUGAGAAGAUAGUCCAGGCUCUGUCUAACUCAGUGGGAGAGAUUCACAUGAAGACCAUGCCUGCAGCUAUGUUCAGGCUCCUCACAGGCCAGGAGACCCCGCUGUACAUCUAGGUACACCCAGCCUCGCCAUGAAGCAGGGACACCAGGCAGACCCACCUGGGCCGGAGGAGCCAGAAGCCAGGACAAAGCCCUGACCCCUGACCCUGCUGCCCAACCAAGAACUCUGGCUCCCGGAAGGAAGGAAGGCUGUGUCCUUGUCACCUAGUUUUUUGUUUGUUUGGUUGAUUGGUUGUUUUUUUGUUUGUUUGUUUGUUUUGUUUUAGUUUUGUUUUGGGUUUUGCCAAAAAAACAAAAGAAGGGGGAAAAAAAAGAGGUAUGUCCUUACUGAAGGAGAGUCGCAGGACAAUCCUUUGUAACAGAGUUUCCAGUCUUCUGCCACAUUCUCAUCUCGGCUGAUGAAGGGUGCUCACAGGUAGUUCUGUGUGGUGUGCUGUCUCUCUACUCCCUGAGGCUAUGGAAUGUGAAUGUGGUGCCCGCUCGCCUGUCCAUCCAUCUGUCUGUGUGGCUGUGAAGCGAGCCCUCUGUGAGGCAGCUGCAGCCUUUUCUGCCCCUCGCUGUGACACCGGGGGUCCAGGGGCGUCCUAGAGGGCCAAUAUGCUGGCCUUGCCUCCUCUGCACAGGCGCAGGGGCAACCUGGCCCCCAGGCUGAGACCUGUGCCAAGUGUGGGAACGUGUGAUGGAUUGUAAGUAUUUACGCAGCAAGGGGAUGCUCCUGAGUUAAAUAAAAAAUCAUGGUCACGAUGUCAAAACUCCAUAUUUAUUUAGCAAAUAAUAGUUUGGACUUUGACCUUGGCAAGCCAUUCUCUGGAUGUUUAGGUGUCCCGACGAUCUGUGACCACUGCUGCUUCUCCUGCCCUCGCCUGUUCUGAGUCCCCUGAGACCCUGUCAAUCUCCCUGGGCAUCCUUCCCUUGACUGACUUCUUCUCCACCACAGGGCUUCCUGUUAGGGGGCAACAUCCUGCCAGGGACAAAGGCAGAGGCAUGGGAAAUGCUCCUAUUUAAACAGCAAAACUCUACUGACACCUACACAUAUGUAGACACACACACAUACACACUCCUGUCCCCAGCAACGGAAGCCCACACCAGAAAACCCCACCUGUGCCCUUCCAGAAGGGACCAUUGAGAGUGCGAAUUACUUGUCAAGUGAGCUGCUUGGCCAUCACUCACAGAGCAGUGUUAGUGUGUCAUGGACCAAGGAGGGCAGGGGCUGGCUCAGCGCAUUAGAGAUCAAUGUUAACUGACAUCAUUUUGUCUGGCAGCCUCUUUUUUUGGCUCAGGCCUUGAAGAAUACACUGUGACUUAAGAAGCCUUACCACACAGUAACUAAAGAUUUAGGAUUACUGUACUCGAGGAGUAAGUAACCUGUGUGUUGCAUGCAGCUGACCCUAGGGAGACUUCGUGCAUAAUGCUAAUAAACCUGAAGUCAU